AUAGUUUGGUUACUUUUGUAAUUCAAUAGAAGGGACCUAUUCUCCUUCUUCAAAGGUAACCUGUUCUUAAGAGCAAACCCUAUCCCAUUCACUUCAGUUCUUUUGUUCAACCCAAUUUCUUCUCAAACCAUACUCUUCAUCUCCAUUCAUUUCAUAUUCCCAUCCAGAGUGCAUGCACUUUGCCACAAAAUAAUUUCUGAGCUAUACUCAGCUUUUGAAACCCCUCUUUUUUCAUUGAUUGAACCAUUUCUCACAUAUCAAUGGCAAAGAGGUCUAAUUCUGAGAAGUAUGUUAAUGUGACUAAGGUCCGUCCGGGUUAUAAGAGAGAGUUUCGUCGCGCCUAUGAGACUCACUCAAAGAUCUGUCGUGGUCGUUCGACGUCUCUCAGUCGAACCAGGCCAAGAAAUAACCGGAGUAUGGUUCAUGUUCCUGAACCUAGGAUAAGAAAUGAUGUGGAAAAUAUCGGUGUCGCUGUGAAUGGUAAUUCGAGUGAAGAAGAAGCUCGGAGUGAGGUGGAUGAUUUGAAUGUUGAGGCAAUGGAUGAAAUAUCUCAUCCUGUUCGUGAAAUUGGGGAGACCAGUAGAGAUCGCAGAUUGAAGGUGUCAACUAAAGGGAAAAAGUUCAAACCUGUUUUUCGCAACUUCAAGAGGUUUCCCUCGAAGCUGAAGGACCUGCUAGACUCGAGGAUUCUGGAUGGAUUGAACGUGAAAUAUAUCCGCGGCAUCAGGGUGCGAAAACCUGGAGAUAAAGCGUUACCGGGAGUGAUCAAAGGCGAUGGAAUCGAGUGUUAUUGCGAUAUUUGUAAGGGAGAAAAGGUUGUGAGCCCUGCUGUGUUUGAGGUUCAUGCUGGAAGUGCAAACAAGCGUCCUCCUGAGUAUACUUACCUCGAAAAUGGGAAUUCUGUUCGUUGGGUAAUGAAUAUAUUUUUUGACACUCCUUUAGACAAAUUGGAGGAAUAUGUUGAUGCUGCUGUUGGAGACUUUACCAUCAAGAAGUCAAAGUUCUGUGUCAACUGUAGAGAUGUUAAUGUUGUCUCGAGACUCUUCUGCAUUUCAUGCGAUCCAUCGAAGGGAUGCCAUCCUAGACCAACUCGUACAACCGAGACUAUUAAUAGCUGUGUUUCAAUACCACCAUCACCACCACCGUCACCACCACCACCACCACCGGUUAUAUCAGGGACCCCGGAACAAGCUGUGCCUCAAAACUCAUACAAAGGAAUGAAGUUCAGCGCAGCUGUCAAUAAGAGUCAGGGGAAAAUAACUAGAAAGGACCAAAGCUUGCACAAGUUGGUUUUUCAAGCAUUGGAACAUAAUGCUAAUGUGACAUACAUUGUUCGUGGAGAGAAACUAUUGGAUGGUAAAAUAGACAAAGACACCCCUGGAAUUAUGUGUAGUUGCUGUAACAAUGUGGUCAGCCCUUCUACAUUUGAAGCACAUGCUGGCUGGGCAUCCCGACGCAAGCCUUACCGGCACAUAUUUGCCGGUGAAGUCUCACUACAUGAGUUGUCCAUUUCUAUGUUGAAAAAGCAGACAAUUUCUGUGAGUACCGACAGCGAUGGCCGCUGCAGUAUCUGUGAACAAGGAGGACAUCUUUUAUGCUGUGAUGGAUGCCCAAGAGCUUUUCACUUAGAAUGUGUGCCUCUUGAAACUGAACCAGGUCGCAUUUGGUACUGCAAAUAUUGCUGUCAUAAUGUAAACCAUAACGAAAAACGUGAAGGGCGUAGCGCAAAAGGUCGGGCAACUCGAAGGGUUUCGGGGAAGAGAGGCCAGAGAGGCCCCCUUACGGUAAAUGAUCUCGAUAUCGUCGACGGUGGAUGUCAACUGUGCAGGGAAGAUGAUUUCGAGCUAGUAGAUUUUGGUCCUCGGACAGUAAUUAUAUGUGACCAGUGUAAUAAGGAAUUUCACAUAGGGUGUUUGAAGGAUCAUAAGAUCGAAAACCUAGAGAAAUUACCUGAAGGGGACUGGUUCUGCGGCUCUGAAUGUCUUCAAGUUCGGGCUUCUUUGCAGAAUUUAGUGAAUCGCGGGGACGCGCCAGUUCCAGAUUCCCUCCUAAGUUUGAUUAAAAAGAAGCGUGAGCAAAAAGGUGUAGAAACUGAUUCUGUCCUUGAUGUAAAAUGGAGGAUUCUGAACUGGAAGUUGCUUGCCUCUGAAGAAAUUCGGGCGCUGCUUUCGAAGGCUGUUGCUAUCUUUCAUGAACAAUUUGAUCCCAUAGUGGAUGCUGAAACAGGCGCAGAUUUCAUUCCAUCAAUGCUUUAUGCGAGGACCCUCAAGGAUCAGUAUUUUGGUGGAAUGUAUUGUGCAGUGCUCACUGUCAACCAAAAGGUUGUAUGCGCGGGGACAUUCCGUUUGUUCGGGAGAGAAGUGGCGGAGCUUCCCUUAGUUGCAACUCAUGGAGCUAGCCAAGGAAAGGGUUACUUCCAAGCCCUGCUUGCCUGCAUCCAGGGCGUGCUUGGAGAGUUAAGAGUGGGACGGUUAUUCUUACCGGCUGCUCAUGAAGCUAAAUCAUUAUGGACUAGGAAAUACGGGUUUAUGGCGCUAGACCAAGAUGAGAUGAAUUUUAUCACAAGAUUGUACCGCUUGAUGAUGUUUAAAGGGGCAGCAUUACUACAGAAGCCGGUUCCUCGGCCCAUCAUAACCGAGUUCGUUGAAGAAGGUGCAUGAUCCAUAUUUGGUGUGAAGAAAAGUAUCUGGUCCUGUUGUAGUAAUCAUAUUUUGUUGUAAUACAAAACUUAGAAUAAAGGUGUUUAGAUUUCAGAAUAAAGGAAACUAGGACAUGGGAUUUUCAGAAACUUGCAUCAUGUUUUGGUGCUGAUUUUAUUUACUUGUCAUAAAACUUAGUCAUUUCAUUUUCUUGUUGUUGGUAUGAAUUCUAGGGCUUUCAAUAAUGUGUCUUUUCACAACCUUGAGUGGACAAAAA
Molecule: messenger RNA, 2916 nt
Organism: Vicia villosa (hairy vetch)
Lineage: Eukaryota; Viridiplantae; Streptophyta; Magnoliopsida; Fabales; Fabaceae
Exons: 18
Coding region: 261-2660 (799 amino acids)
Source: RefSeq, a predicted model, not a curated record